Messenger RNA from Cicer arietinum (chickpea), 1558 nucleotides. RefSeq names its product probable trehalose-phosphate phosphatase J. Gene Ontology annotation, biological process: trehalose biosynthetic process. The record is from RefSeq and is a predicted model, not a curated record. NCBI's taxonomy places the organism in Eukaryota, Viridiplantae, Streptophyta, Magnoliopsida, Fabales, Fabaceae. Gene Ontology annotation, molecular function: trehalose-phosphatase activity.
UCAUAACCCAAUGUGCUGUCUCUCCCUCACACUCUCACUACUCACUACUCACUUACCCUCUUCUUCUCAAUUUUCCAAUCUCAUUCACUUUUUUUCUCUUCUCUGCCACACUCUUCAACCAAAAGUGUAUUUUGCAUGAAUUAAGAAUAUGACUCAGCAGAAUGUGUUAGUUUCUGACACCAAAUCUGGUGUUACUGUUUUUCCAACAACAUCACAAAAACCACCACCAGCACCUGGAGGAGGCUACAUUUCAAUUCAAAGAAGAUGGGUUCUCAAAGACCUUGAAAUCAACGGUGGACAAAGAAUCAAUGCUUGGCUUGAAUCUAUGAGAGCUUCUUCCCCAACUCAUCUUAAAUCCACACCUUCUUUCGCUGAAGAACAAACCUCUUGGAUUCUUCACCACCCGUCUGCAUUAGACAUGUUUGAUCAAAUUAUUGAAGCAUCAAAGGGUAAACAAAUUGUCAUGUUUCUUGAUUAUGAUGGUACGCUAUCUCCUAUUGUUGAAGACCCUGAUCGUGCUUUUAUGUCAGAUUCGAUGAGAAAAACAGUUAGAAAACUUGCAAGGUAUUUUCCAACUGCUAUAGUCACUGGCAGAUGCAAAGACAAGGUAUACAAUUUUGUUCGUUUGGCAGAACUAUACUAUGCUGGAAGUCAUGGUAUGGAUAUUAAAGGCCCAACAAGAAGCUCCAAAUACAACAAAGGAAGCAAAGCUCAAGCAGUUCUUUAUCAACCUGCUAGUGAAUUUCUUCCUAUGAUAGAUGAGGUGUACAAACAAUUGGUAGACAAGACAAAAUCAACUCCUGGAGCGAAGGUUGAGAACAAUAAGUUCUGUGUUUCUGUCCAUUUUCGCUGCGUUGAUGAAAAGAAAUGGAGUGAACUGGCACACCAAGUGAAAUCAGUGUUAAAGGACCACCCCAAGCUUCGCCUUACCCAAGGAAGAAAGGUGCUAGAGAUUCGUCCUACUAUUAAAUGGGACAAAGGAAAAGCCCUUGAAUUUUUAUUAGAGUCACUUGGAUUGGGUAACUGCAGUGAUGUAUUUCCUAUUUAUAUUGGCGAUGAUCGAUCGGAUGAAGAUGCAUUUAAGAAAUUAAGAGACAGAGGACAAGGUUUUGGCAUUCUUGUAUCAAAAUUUGCAAAAGACACAAAUGCAUCUUACUCUUUACAAGAACCCAAUGAGGUGAUGAAAUUUCUUCAACGCUUGGUGGAGUGGAAACAUUUAACUCCGCAACCAUGUUCUCGUGUAUAAUGGACAUAUGAAAUGAAAUGACAUCAAUGUACAAGUUGAAUUUGGGUAAAAAUUAUAGGACAUUUUGUAAUUUAUGUUCUAGUCGGAAGAUCAAACAAAAAUGUACCAAAAAAGAAAGACAAAAGUAUCCUUCAUAGUUUGAAGGAAGUCUACAUUCAUGUAAUUAGCUAAGUAGUACUUUAUUUUCUCUUUUGACAUAUAGCCAAGUAGUACUUAAUGUGUAGUACAUGGGGAAAAAAUUAUGUGGCCCUUAGAUGUAAGUCUGAAUGGAUUAAUUUUAUUUUAUGCUCUUUUUCCUCAUUUCCUCUUUUA